Molecule: messenger RNA, 210 nt
Organism: Fomitiporia mediterranea MF3/22
Lineage: Eukaryota; Fungi; Basidiomycota; Agaricomycetes; Hymenochaetales; Hymenochaetaceae
Exons: 1
Coding region: 1-210 (69 amino acids)
Source: RefSeq, a predicted model, not a curated record
AUGGUAGUAGGAUAUCGGUGCAGCUGGGUAAGAUGCACGAAACCGGAAGUGCGACGCCAGUCAGCAGAUGAAGCUAUUCUGGACGAGAAUCAUAGGGCAUGGGAGUUUGAUGCGCAAGGAGCGAAUGGCCGAGCGCACAAGGUUCGGCACAUCUUCGCAAUGAAUGGAGCGUACUUCGUGCCUGAUGAAGAAAACGAAAAUACGAUUUAG